This is a messenger RNA of Toxotes jaculatrix (banded archerfish), 1737 nucleotides long. RefSeq names its product tyrosine-protein phosphatase non-receptor type 5-like. Gene Ontology annotation, biological process: protein dephosphorylation. The record is from RefSeq and is a predicted model, not a curated record. Lineage: Eukaryota; Metazoa; Chordata; Actinopteri; Toxotidae. Gene Ontology annotation, molecular function: protein tyrosine phosphatase activity.
AUGACCCGCCGGCUGAGCAGCUCCACCCGUUCCCACACAGAGGACUCCAUCUUCCUAAGGCCCGACGAGGACCCCGUCUGGCUGGAUGAGCCCACAAAGACUGAGAAAAUAGGUGACGGAGCCCCUAAAAAAGAUGGACUCCCAGAAUGCAAAGACGGACCCGUGGGGGGCCAGAGCCCACAGGGAGAGGAAGUGUUUAUGCACAAGGUGUACGCACUGGUGAUUGAGAUCCACUGCUGGGCCGCACUGUUUGUCAUCUCCCAAGUCACGGGGUACUGGGUGUUUUUUGUGAUGGAAGGAAACGGACCACUCUCCUCCAUCUACAAAGCUGUGCAGGUCAUCGACUUCUACCUUGGCUUCAUCUUACCCUGCCACCCGAUCUUUGGAAUGGACUCCAUGGUGCUGAUGAGGGAGGUGGUAAACACCAAACAGCACAACUGGAUCGUCCAGGGCACUGCAGGCAUCGGUGUGGCCAUCUGUGUUAUCAUGGUCGUCCAUAUGGUGUGUAAGUGGCGUUAUGGCACCGGCUUGUGGUCAUCAGGAACAGUAUCGAGGGACAUUGGUGAUCGGCGUCAGUCAGUGAGUCGCCAGCCCUCCUUCACCCUGUCAGAGUGGACAGACGCUCAGGAGGAUCUGCUGGACCUGGACCCUGUGCCACAGACGCCGGUCUUUGACAUGGGCACUGACACCAGGACGGAGGGAGACGCCGCCACCCUCACUGUCACACCUGUGGGGCUUCAGGAGAGGAGGGGCUCCAACGUUUCCCUGACCUUGGACAUGUGUACACCAGGCUGCACUGAGCCCUAUGGCUACGGAGCCCAGCUCUCGCCGAGAGACCAGUCGGCCCAAGAGUACCUCAGACAGGGAACACACAUCCUGACCCCUGCCAGGCUACACACACGGGCCAUGGAUGACCAGAGCCUCCAGGCUGAGUUUUAUGAAACUCCCAUGAACUUUGUAGACCCUAAGGAGUACAACUACCCAGGGCUGGUGAGAAAGAAUCGCUACAAAACCAUCUUACCCAAUACGCACAGCAGAGUGAUCUUGAAGUCACUGGAUGAGGAUGAUUUCCUGUCUACCUACAUCAAUGCUAAUUAUCUCAAAGGUUAUGGGGGUGAAGAGAAUGCAUACAUUGCCACCCAGGGUCCCACUGUGAACACAGUGGGGGAUUUCUGGAGGAUGGUGUGGCAGGAGAGAAGCCCAAUCAUAGUGAUGAUCACCAACCUGGAGGAGAAAAACGAGAAAUGUGCAGAGUACUGGCCUGAGGACACUGUGACCCAUGAGGGCAUCAAGAUCACCGUUGUCACAGUAACCCAGGAGGAUGACUACAGUCUGAGGGUGUUUAAGCUGAAGUAUGGGGAAGAGGAGCGCAGUCUGCGGCAGUACUGGUACACCUCGUGGCCUGAUCAGAAGACCCCAGACAAGGCUCCACCCCUGCUGGAACUUGUACAGGAAGUGGAGAGGGCCCGAGAGCAAGCCGCCCGAGAGCAAGCCCCGCCCUCCAGCGGUCCUACAAUUGUCCACUGCAGUGCUGGAAUUGGUCGAACUGGCUGCUUCAUCGCCACCUCCAUCCUGUGCAAGCAGCUGAGGACCGAGGGUGUGGUUGACAUCCUGAGAACCACCUGCCAGCUCCGUCUGGACAGGGGUGGGAUGAUCCAGACGUGCGAGCAGUACCAGUUUGUGCAUCAUGUCCUCAGCCUGUAUGAGAAGCAGCUGUCUCACACUGCUGAGGAGUAG